AUGCUCAAGCAGACCAUUGUUGGCCUCCUUGGCCUCUCGCACGUCGCUGCUGCCUGGGCCGUCCCUUCGCCGCACGCGGGUCUGCACCGAGAAGCGACCGUGACGGCACAGGGGAUCAGGAAGCGGGACAGCGAUGUGAGCGAAUUCUCUUGGGUCAAGCGGUGGGCGGCCAUUGGCGACAGCUACACGGCGGGCAUUGGUGCUGGCGCGCCCCUUGGGCGCAUCUGGGACGAUGAGCUCGAGAUUACUCUCCCUGACGGGACCAUCAGCGGUCAUGGCGACUGGUACUGCUCGCGCUACAACCGCGCCUACCCCAAGGUCAUUGAGAAGCAGUUUGGCUCCCACAUCGAGGACUUUCAGUUCCUCGCCUGCAGCGGCGAUCGCUCCGAGCAGAUCUUCCAGCAGGUCGAGCAUCUCGAGGGCGAUCUGGACUUUGUGACCCUGACGGCCGGGGGCAACGACCUCUGCCUCGCCAAGAUGAUCAAAGACUGCAUCAUGCUGCCCUACCUGAAAGACGACGCGUGCGAUACCGUCAUUGAGAAGGCACAGGAGAACAUUGACACAAUUCUCAAAGACAAUGUGCGCCAGAUCCUCACCGAGCUGAACGGCAAGAUGAGUAAGGAUGGCAUCGUCGUCAUCAACGGUUACGCCCAAUUCUUCAAUGUGGAGACGGACGACUGCGCCGAUCAAUCUUGGGACGCAUUCUGGAUGAUCCCGCUCCGCAAGCUGUCAUUCGAAUCCCUCACAAAGUCCCGCCGCGAGCGCUUCAACAAGCUCGUCAUUGGCAUCAACGAGGCCAUUGGCGAGGUCGUGGACGAGGUUGCCGAGGACAAAGACAUUGGGUACAAGAUUGGAUUCGCCCAGUGGGACCUGUGGGCAAAGGAGGGUGUCGAUGGACAGAUGUGCUCCCCCAGCAGCAACGGCAACUAUCCAGACCAAGCGCAGCCCGACAUGCAGUUCAUCAAGCCAGACACACAUCCCUGGAGACUGUGGACCGACGACGUCAAGGACGAACUGCGGAGGCGCGACGCAAAGACCCUCGACGACCUGACGCCCGAGGAGAGGCGUACUUUUCUGCGCUGGGAGGCCGAUGUGAGGAGACGUGCCGCCGUCUUCGAGGACAGCAUAUACGAGUCUGUCCUGUACAAGUCCUCAGCGCCAGGCGCCGAGGUCGUCCAUCAACUCGACAAGCGGGCCCCCGCUCCCCCAGGGUGUCCCGGCGACGACGGUACCGACGUGACUUUCGGACUUGGUAUGCCUGACUCUGUGGGGCGCAAUUUCCAUCCCAAUGUCAACGGCCACGUCAGCAUAGCCUCCUUUGUCCUCUCCGAGGCCAUGGACCUGCGGGCGGUCGUACUCGGCGAGGAGCCCUACUGCGCCGUCAAGUCCAAACGCACGUGCUGGUCCUCCAAGAAAGACUUUCGCGGCUACGUCCAGGCGGACCGGCUCGACAUCAGCUACGAGGACUUUUGCAGGAAGCACGUGCCCAAGGAGCACCCAGACCACACCACAAACUGGGAGGUCAAGAAGACGUACGACAAGGGGACUCCAGAUGAGCACCAGCUCAUCAUUACGCUGGGCAAUGGGCUGGCCGACUUUGACGAGGAUAAGUGCCUCGAAUCAUUCGAGAGCCUCAUCCACGACUGCGACACGGACAAUGCCAUGAACUGGAAGCGUGGAGGCGAGUACGUCGUGGACGGCGGUGACUACACCUUUGAGAUCUACCCCAAGAGAGACAACCGGCCGUGGCCACCCCCCUCCAAGCCCGUAGGUCGAUGCGAGGGCUGGUGGAAGGUGCUCUUCUCGCAUUACGAGAUCGAGGGGGGCGGUUUCUCCACGCAUGAUCAUGGCCAAAAGACCAUGCUCCCCAACAUGGAUACCUGCUACGGGCUCGGCACCUCCCUGUGGAAGUUCAAGUACUAUGACGAGCCCACCGACGAGGGCUACGAGUGGAAGGCGACUUUCAACACGCCCGUGUUCGUCAUGAACCGAUGCUUCCGGAACAACAAGAUCGUCAAGGCCGCCGGCGGGUGGACUGAUGGCUGCAGAGGGAACGAUGGGUAG
Molecule: messenger RNA, 2064 nt
Organism: Emericellopsis cladophorae
Lineage: Eukaryota; Fungi; Ascomycota; Sordariomycetes; Hypocreales; Bionectriaceae
Product: SGNH hydrolase
Exons: 3
Coding region: 1-2064 (687 amino acids)
Biological process (GO): triglyceride catabolic process
Molecular function (GO): triacylglycerol lipase activity
Source: RefSeq, a predicted model, not a curated record